Messenger RNA from Plectropomus leopardus (leopard coralgrouper), 3699 nucleotides. RefSeq lists its product as uncharacterized. NCBI's taxonomy places the organism in Eukaryota, Metazoa, Chordata, Actinopteri, Perciformes, Serranidae. The record is from RefSeq and is a predicted model, not a curated record.
AGCGCAGGUUUUAGUGAGAGCAGGAAUAGCUACUGAGAGGGAGUCACGAACUGCUGAGGCACCAAAACACUAAAGAUGUCAAUUCCCAGUGAAAAGCUGUACAAUGGAUAUCUGCGGCGAAAUAUGCCGACCAUCGUGACCAAGGUGAAAGUGAGAGAGAUAGUGAACCAUCUAACCUGCCUGACUUCUCACGACAGGGAGAUAAUUGAGGCAAAGAGAGAGACUUGUGGGAACUAUGACAGCAUGGUGGUUCUGCUGGACUGUCUGAAGAGGAGGGAAAACUGGCCGGAGCAGUUCAUCGAAGCACUCGAGGCGUGUGAGCAGCCGACUCUGGCAGCCGAGAUCAGAGCGGAGUACGACGCUCUGAAAGACGGCAACAAUUCCAGCCCCAGCUCCCCUCCAACCACUGUCGUCAGGGCUCACGUCCAUCCAGCACCAUCUGCCGGUCAUGUGUCCGUCCCAGAGAGCGGAGCCAGCGGUCCGGCUGCUGCUGCUCCUCCAGCUGGAGCGUCGGCUCCGUCAGAGCCAGCUGCUCCGGCCUCGCCCCCUCUGGAAACCCCUGUGAGUCCGCAAGACCCCCAGAGCUCAGCAGCUCAACUUCCCGAAGUCGAUUCCCCUCCUGAGCCCGUCCCCGAGCCUCCGCGGCCCGCUCAGGUUGAAGUGACACCUCCUCCAUCAACACCUCCUCCUUCUCCUGCCUCUACAACCCCACCUCCUCAGAGGGAGGUGAACUCUCACCAGGAGCCGGAGGAAAACUCUGAAUCAGACGUCCAGGACGUCUGUGGAGACGAUGCUGUGAUCCCUGAUCAGACGAGCGCAGCAAACCAGGUAUCGAUCGGCUCCGAGGACGCUCCUCCACCAUCGUGUCCUGCCGGGCCGCGUGAGACAGACGCUCCGUCCCCAGAUCGUCCCCACACAACAACGACCUCCACAGAGGUCAGACCACCACAGAGUCCCUCUCCUGCUCACAUCAACUCAGAUGUGACCGAUGGAUCCUCUUUCCUCACCCUGACCCCAAAGAGGCCUCCAGUCCAGGACACCAGCCCUCCUGUGGACGUCAAACCUGCUGCUGUCCUGCAGCCUGAGGAGACGUCUGAACCUCCUGCUGCACAGGUUGUUGAAAGCAGCCUGCAGACAGAAACUGAAGCUCCGGCCUCCCCGCUGCCUGCUGCUGCCGACAACGACGUCUCUGUCUCUGAUGACAUCACUGCGUCUCUGAGCAAACCUGACGAACUCAUCAGCGUCCACUCACAAAGUAAUGGCGGCCCGAAUAUCCCUGCCCCCGACUCGCCGGUGCAGCCCUGCUCUGUUAACAGUGAGCUGCUGGAAAUAAACGACGCUGCACCGGACGAUGUGACCUCUGCUGACCUUCCUGCGUGCUCUGCUGUCACUACAGCGUCUGCACCGUCGUGCCAGGAGAACGGCAUCGCCGUUAACCACAGCGAACCGGAGGAAAACCGGUCUCCCCGUCAUGUGGUGCACGUAUCCGGGGAGCCGUCUAUCAUGAAUCUAGACGGCCAAAUCUCAACUCCACAAGUUCAAAUCGUCAACGGCGAAGCAGCCAAAGAGAUCACCUCCGCACCGCCGCUAUCCAACAACGCUGCUGAUUGUGUUGUGAAUGUGAACGCCGCCUCCAGCGAGAACCACCUCCCCUCUGAGCCUGCGCCCGCUGAGCCGAAGACUCUGCAGGAUUCACAGGAGAAGAUGGCCUCUCGCACCCUGCCGGCUAAUACAAAGUACAUUCUGACGGCUGCAGGAGUGGGCGCCUGUGCACUGCUGAUGGCGUGGAGGUUUAAGAAUUAAGGGGAUUUAAUACCUUUUAAAAGGAAGAGAAGAUUAGGCUUUAAGGCUUUUAAAAAGAGGAUCUUAAGGUUAUGGUGCCUUAUUGUAGUCACUGGACUGGGAUGGCGUGAGGCAGCUGUUUAAUAAUUACCUGCGGUAAUAAUAGCUGACUGCCAGACCUUUGAUCAUGUCAUUAAUACAAGUAUGUUGUUCAGUCGGACUGUUUGAUCACUUAAUUGUUGAAGGAAGUUAACCUUAGUGAACCAAAUCUGCCCUGCUUAUAUUUCAGUUAAAGAACUUCAUGGUACUGGGCUGAGAUCUCAGGUUAUUUAUGCACGUGUUGCAAAAUAUAAAGAUUGAGAAAAUGCACUGAUGCCGUGUAAUAAUGACAGAAAUGUUUGUAUGUCUGAUAAGCACUUUCAAAAUAAGACUGUUGGCUGUCACUGAGUGGAGAUUAGUGUACAAAGGACCCGAAUUAUACUGCAGCAUCACACUCUGUAAAUAUGACGGAGGAUUAGAGCCACGUUAAAGAAAAAAAUGUUAGAUUUUAAGUUAGAUGAGUCAUAUUAUUACAAUAAUAAAUUCGUAAUUUCAAGAAUAUAGUCGGAAUAUUAUGAGAAAUUAGUAGGAAUAUUUUGAGAAUGAAGUUGUAGUUUUACAAGAAAAAAAGUCAUAAUUUUAUGAGAAUAAAGCUGUAAUAUUACAGGAAUAAAGUCUGAAUUUUACAAGAAAGAGGUCGAAAUUUUUCAAUUUAAAGUCAUAUUUUUAUGAAUAGGGAUGUUAUUUAACAGAAAUAAACAUAUUACCAGCAAACUAUAAAAAAAGUCACAACAGGAAACCUGUUGACCUGAACUCUCGCCUGUUUUAUGGUUUGCUGGCAAUAUCUUUAUUUCUAUUAUGUAAUAUCCCCUUUCUCGUAAAAAUCUGACGUUAUUCUUGAAAAUCACAACUUUUUUUCUCAUAUAAUUACAACUUUAUAACUCCAUGCUCAUAAAAUUACAAACUUUUUCUAGUAAAAUUGCAACUUUUUUCUUGGUACACUAUGACUUUAUUCUCAUUAUAUUACAACUUUUCUCUCAUAUUAUUACAACUUGAUUCUCCAAAUCUUAAAAAACAAGAGUUUUCCUCAAUGUGGCCCUAAAACUCUGUUGUAUUAAAUAAUGGCUAGUGCACUGUCUGUAUUUAUUUGUACAUAAAUAUAAAGUAUCUAGGUAUCUAAUUAUGUAUUUUAAGAAAAACAGAUGUGUGAGAAAUAUUGCAGAGCACUCAUAAUGUCUCAGAGAAUCCAGCCGCUUCCAAACGUUUGGAAACCAAAUUGGUUGUGAAUUUUCUUUUAGGGCAACAUGUUUUUCUUUGUCAGGUGGAAAACUUGUUGUGCUGACGUGUAUUAAAUAUUCACUGUUGUUUCAUUAGCCGAAAAACUGGGUUUUUAAAUUGUCAUCUUUGUGGUUAUUGCUUUUUCCUCCUGUUUUAUUGUUUGAAAAUGUCAUGCAAAAUGUAGUUAGCGUAACCGUUGGCUAAUUUUUUUUUAAACAAUUAGAUAAUAUAAAAAAUGGUACCAUGAAGUUAUGCUGCACUUUGCAGGUUUUCGGGCUCCAAAUUGUACUUUCUGCACAUCAUGUGGUGUGAAAGUUUGCGAUGACACUUUAUUUUUCCAUAUUUUUUCUUCUCCUUUUAAUAGAAACAAGUAUGAGAAGUUCUGUUAGAAAAUAUUAUAUUGUAAAUAGCACUGUCAAUAUAUGAAAUAUAAAAAUAUAGAAAUAUAAUUUAGAAAGUUUUGCACAUUUUAAGAUGAUAUUUGAGCUGCAAAGAUGCUCUGUAGAUGAAAUGUGUUGUCAUUUAUCUCACUUUGUUUGCACUGUCUCCAGCUAUGCACUCGAUAAUCAUAUCAAUAAACCUGAAAUUAUAUUGAAAAUA